AUGGCUUCCACCGGCGAGACAAACGAUAAUUUCACGCUCUACGAUCUGCGAGUCGAAGUUGUGUGCCCCGAAGGCGAGAGAAUUCUCUGCGGCGCAAAGGCAGGCGACCAUUUUACGUUGGAGGGAGAAAUGUUAUAUUUACCCCCUGGUCAAGGGAUAAGCAUAUAUAGUCUUGCGGCUGUGCUACCACUGCUGGCGGCAAAGCAGAGAAUGGCACACGCCCAUGACUGGAUGAGCACCGAUGCUCUGAUCGCUUGUCCGGACCCUAAUUGCAAAUCGCAAUUGAAGAUUACCAGGACAGGCACACGGGAAUUCAGCCACGCAAGCACUACCGUUGUGGGUUUGGAAGGGAACCACUAA
Messenger RNA from Clonostachys solani, 360 nucleotides. The record is from the annotation of a GenBank genome assembly. NCBI's taxonomy places the organism in Eukaryota, Fungi, Ascomycota, Sordariomycetes, Hypocreales, Bionectriaceae.